Molecule: messenger RNA, 504 nt
Organism: Cladophialophora yegresii CBS 114405
Lineage: Eukaryota; Fungi; Ascomycota; Eurotiomycetes; Chaetothyriales; Herpotrichiellaceae
Exons: 1
Coding region: 1-504 (167 amino acids)
Source: RefSeq, a predicted model, not a curated record
AUGUUUCAGUAUUUCUCUCCAGACCGCACGUCCGCCUUCAUAGGUUCACGGUGCGAUCUCGAAAGAUUGAGGGCGCUACCAGCCCAUGUGCUCCUCAGCAUCUGUGCCUAUCUGGAUCCGUUCCCGGAGCUCAUCUCCAUCAUUCAGACACUGCCGCUGCUCACGCAAUACACGAAGCGUGACGCGCCUUCUUGGUCUUGGAUCAGCGGGCUGAGGCCGGGAAUGACGCUUUUCAUGACCUUUGAUCGUGCGCAGGGGAUCGAAUACGUGAGCAGGUUAGACACCAUCGAAAAUGAUCCCGGUCGGAGUCGGCCACUCCUGUUGGGACAUGAACUCCUCGUGUGUCAGGAUCACUUCGGAAUCCGGAAUCUAUACAGUCCAGCAGAUCAGCUCACGCCUCCGCCGAAGAAUCCCGAUACCCUUUUCUACCAACGUAUACCACUGAGAGAACCACCUGCUAGUUCUUCAUCUCUGGAUCUCUUUUCCGAUGUGAGUUUCCCGUAA